AUGAAUGCAACUUGGAUUGCCAACACAUAUGCCAACAAGUUCAGGGUCAAUCCUUACAUGAAACUUCAUGACAUAGUGCAGACAAUAUGGUUGGAAAGGGGAAUAAGGGUGACCAAUUUCAUUGCUUACAGGGCAAGGAAGAAGGGCCAGGCCCUGAUAGUUGGUGAGUAUGAGGAGCAGUAUGGUCUUCUCCCAAGAUAUGCUGCUGAAAUACUGAAGUCAAACAGGGCAAACACAGUCAAGAUGCAAUUGAAUGCUAAUAUUUUCCAAAGAUUGUACUUAUGUUUUGAUGCCUUAAAGAAGGGAUUUUUAGCUGGUUGUAGGCCCUUCAUAUCAUUAGAUGGUUGCUUUUUGAAAGGACCAUUUGGGGGGCAGCUUUUGGUAGCUGUAGGGAGAGAUGGGAACAACCAAAUGUUCCCAAUAGCAUGGGCUGUUGUGGAGGUGGAGAGUACAGACAGUUGGACUUGGUUUCUGAGUUUGCUAGGUGAUGAUUUAGGGACUGUGCAAGGGGCUGGCUACACAUUCAUGAGUGACCAGCAAAAGGGGUUGCUUGCUGCAGUUGAUGUAGUGUUCCCAGAAGCAGAGACCAGGAGUUCAACAGAAAAUUACUUUAAUGCAAAUAUGGAUGCCAUGAGGCAGAUAUCAGAGGAUGCAGCAGAUGAUUUGAUGAGUAGAAACUACAUGAAAUGGUGUAGGGCCUUUUACAUCACUGUCUCAUGUUGUGAAUCUGUGGACAACAACAUGAGUGAGGUAUUUAAUGCCUAUAUUUUGAACUCAAGGCAUAAGCCUAUUAUAACUAUGUUGGAAGACAUAAGAGAAAGUUUGAUGGAAAGGUUACAUACAAAAAGGGAUGAAAUUGGAAAAAAAGAUGUGGUGCUAUGCCCUAGGAUUCAGCAACAAUUGGAGAAGAACAAGGUUUGGGCAAGAGGGUGGAAUGUCUUUUGGGAUGGGGGGUUUACUUAUGGAGUUAGGAGAGGGGCAACCCAAACAAAAUUUGUAGUAAACUUGCAAGAUAGAACUUGCAGCUGUAGGACUUGGCAAGUCAGUGGUAUACCUUGCAAACAUGCAAUUGUUGCAAUCUGGAACAAGGUGGAUGAACCUGAAAACUAUGUCAAUGAUUACUUCAAAAAAACCACCUAUAUGAAAGCCUAUGAUUUUUUACUUGAACCUCUUAAUGGUCCACAAGAGUGGCCAAGGUCUGAUGAUGUAGUGCUCCCACCCAAAGUGAAAAAAGUCCAGCACAGACCUCAGGGUCAGUCCAACACUGCACAGCAACCUGAUAACAUUCAGCAGCCACAAAUGCAGGGCCAUGGUGCAGGACAAAAUCCUAUUCCCAUGCACAUGAGAGGGAUUGGAUUAUAUACCUACCCUAAUGGCUUUCAAAGAUUGUCAACACCUGUUCAGAGAGCUUACUACAGAGACAAUGGGGGUGGUGAGCAGACAGUGUACUCUGUCAGCCAAGAUGAGUAUCCAUUGUCCAGCCAGCCUUCUCACAAUCAAAAGACAAUAUCAAGCCAAACAUUGUAG
Messenger RNA from Chenopodium quinoa (quinoa), 1527 nucleotides. RefSeq lists its product as uncharacterized. The coding region runs from base 1 to 1527 and encodes 508 amino acids. Gene Ontology annotation, molecular function: zinc ion binding. The transcript is spliced from 4 exons. The record is from RefSeq and is a predicted model, not a curated record. Lineage: Eukaryota; Viridiplantae; Streptophyta; Magnoliopsida; Caryophyllales; Amaranthaceae.